This is a messenger RNA of Asterias rubens (European starfish), 16142 nucleotides long. Its product is annotated as hemicentin-1-like. Bases 707 to 14782 code for a protein of 4691 amino acids. The transcript has 69 exons. Lineage: Eukaryota; Metazoa; Echinodermata; Asteroidea; Forcipulatida; Asteriidae. The record is from RefSeq and is a predicted model, not a curated record. Gene Ontology annotation, biological process: dendrite self-avoidance; response to oxidative stress; homophilic cell-cell adhesion. Gene Ontology annotation, molecular function: calcium ion binding; peroxidase activity; cell-cell adhesion mediator activity. Gene Ontology annotation, cellular component: axon; plasma membrane.
AAUUCCACCUGGCUCGUCUUCAAAUCAAACUGUUCUUUUAGAUUGUCAUGUGGUACGAGUAUUUACCACUGAGCUGAGAAAUACACACGGUUUAUUGUUUGCUGACGACUUCCCCAGGCGGCCCCAUCAGUGACUGCGUACUCAUCGAGGCAUAAAGAAACAUUGCUUUACUUGGGCCAGUCAAACACUCUUCACGGGGGGCUCACAAUCCCACAUCGCUCGGCUGAAGUCGUGAUAAGGGGGCUUGUGUGGUGUUAUUUAACUGGGAGUUAUACAGUUUCAUUCUGCAGUACAGUUACUAAACAGUCGAGAAUAGGACGAGCGCGACCAACAAGGACUUUAAAAUGGCUGGGGAGGAAAGAUGAAAGACUUCUGUGUAGCAACUCAAUAAGUUUUUAUUCGUGCUGUUUUUUGUGUGUAGAUUCGCGGAUUACAUUCGCCCAUGGUUUGUUGUCGACAUUUUGAUUUCCUUCCAUUGUUUUAUGGACAUCUGGUGUCAAGAUUCGUAGUAAGGUUAAACGUAGGGCAGAAGUUCUUCUAGUUGAUUUGCAAUUGUGCCAUUUGUGUUGGUUGUGCUGCUUCAUCAUCUUGUGAAUGAACGAGACGAUAUUGAUUUAGAAAUCUUCAGGCCAACUUGGUCUCAGUUUUUUUUUCUUCAAGUUGACAGGGCUGUCAAACGACGGUCUCUUUCGAACUUGACAGAACAAUGGGACGAAAAUUCCCAAUUUCUUCAGGUUCAAUCAUGAGCACAUUGAACAUUCUGCUUUUCUUCAUAACAUUAUGCCAUAUACCAUUAACUGGAGUAAACUCCCAAAUACCUGGUUAUGAAGUACCAAGUUUAAGAUUUGACAAUAUGAACUUCAACACUGACGGGUUCGAUCGAAGAGAGUCGCCGAUUCCCGUGCCGGAGGACCCCACGAACACCGGGUCGUCGCUCACCUUCGUAUUCGAUAGUACGGGCUCCAUGUUCGAUGAUUUAGUUCAAGUUAUUGUUGGUGCCGUAAAUAUAUUGGAGACAGCAAUGUCAAGAAGAGAAAAGCCUCUGUAUAACUUUGGACUUGUGCCGUUCCACGACCCUGACAUUGGUCCAGCUACCAUCACAACAGAUCCAGACAAGUUUGUUAAAAGACUUCAAGACAUCUAUGUCAGCGGAGGUGGAGAUUGUCCCGAAGCCAGUAUAGGAGCAAUCUUACAAGCUCUUAAUAUUAGUUUACCAGGAUCUUUCAUCUAUGUCUUUACUGAUGCUAGAUCCAAGGAUUAUCAUCUCGUCAAUCAAGUCUUGAAGUUGAUACAAGAGAAGGAGAGUCAGGUGGUAUUUGUCAUGACAGGUGAUUGUGGGAACCACUCCCACCCUGGCUUCAAGGCGUAUGAACAGAUCGCUGCUACUAGCUCAGGACAGGUUUUCCUUCUCAACAAAUCAGACGUAGAUGAGGUUCUCAGGUUUGUCGAGAUUUCUUUGCAAUCUCGUAAAGUCAACCUGAUCAGUACCAAUCAUCGCAGCUCAGCAAAUACAACAUUCACGUUACCAAUCGACUCCAAUCUAACUCAAUUCACGCUUUCAGUAAGCGGCUUAAAUCCUUACAUAGAACUCAGAGACCCAUCAGGGAGAUUGGUUAAAGUUGGUGAUCCUGGCGUAGAGAAACAACUGGACUUAGAUAACGUUUAUAUAAUAAGUGUUAAUGAACCGGUGGACGGGUUAUGGUACCUGAAAGCCGGUAGUAGUAACGUCCAUACGGUGCGGGUUACCGGUUUGAGUCAGAUGGACUUCAGUUAUGGCUUCUCAAGGGAACCAACUCAGAAUAUUAAUAUGACAUCACAUCGAGCCAUCUUAGGUCUUGUCUACAACAUCUUGAUCGAGGGAAAGAACUUUGAUUAUCCGGGCGUGAUGCGUCGUCUAGAUUUCCUCGAUCUUGAGGGUAAUGUGAUUAGUAUGUACAGACUGGAGCAAGAAGAUCCUAAUAGGUUCGUCUACACCGUCUCAGACAUUGUCCCACCUAUAGGAUCUUAUUACAUAAGAGUAAGCGGUGUGGAUAAAUACGGCUAUGAGUUCCAGCGUAUUACACCUACAACAAUUGAGGCUUUAACACCAGAUCCUCCCAAGGUAACCAUGGUACCGUGGACGCCUGGUUACUAUGGCGAUACAUCAGUCAUCACUUGUAAAGUCGACAGUAUGAUACCAUUUUCUGUCUUCUGGACCAGAGAUGGGAGAGUCAUUGGUGAGACUCACCAGUUUAGUGAUUCUGCUGAUGCUACAUUUGAAAUUCACGACUCUGUAACGGCAAAUGAAGGAUUUUACGGAUGUAAUGCGACUAACUCAGAAGGAUCCAGGAGAGCUGAGACAUACCUUGAUAUUACAGAGGCCCCGCCCAUUCUUGGCAAGCCGAAGAACGUGACAGUGGUACCCGGUACCAACGCCAUUCUAUCCUGUACAGUCAUCUUCAGUGCUGUAGAAUACAACAUGACAUGGGACCGGCCAAACUCCUUCGUAUCCCUUGCGAUCCAUAACCGUGUUUCUCAACUUCAGAAUGGUUCACUUCUGAUUAAAAACAUCAAUCUUGCCGACUCUGGACUCUAUAGAUGUAUCGCAGCCAAUGAAGGAGGGCCGUCUCAUGAAAACGUUUUCUUGUUUGUACAAGAGAAACCUGUUGCCAGAAUCAGCGGUGGUAACGUGACAUUCACCAGUGGUGAUAACUUCACAAUGACCUGCACGGCUAGCGGGUUUCCCAUCCCAAGAAUCAACUGGCUGAAAGAUGGACUUGAGCUACCGACCAUACCUGGUUUGAUCAUCGGCCCUGAGGGACAGCUCAACUUCAUCAAUGCCAGCCCCGAUGUCCAGGGAAACUACUCCUGUAUUGUCUCAAAUAGCGCUGGCAUCUCAGGGAUGCUGUCCACUGUGUCCUACAUAGAGAAGCCAGUCAUCGCCAUGACCACUCAUAUGAAGCUUGCCGCACCCGGUGCCGCCUCGACGUUCCUUCACUGUCCAUCAACUGGUAUCCCGCCUCCCAAGACCACAUGGUACAAAGAUGGCCAUGAUCUCAGUGCCAUGAAUUUCAUCACGAUCCACGCCAACGGAUCGCUGGAGAUUUCCUCGGUGCAGGCAAUUGAUCGAGGGGAUUAUAUCUGUGUGGUGACUAACGAUGCAGGGAGUGAUUCAGAUACAGUGAAUCUAGAAGUUGGAGCUCGUCCGACUAUCUUGACCAUCCCAGUGGACAUUGGCGUACAAUACGGCCACAACGUGACCAUGACAUGUCUAGCUCGAGGCACACCACAACCAGAGAUUACCUGGAGACAUAUUGGAGGUGACUCUAUCGCCAGUAACCCCAGGAUCUCUACUAACUACGACGGAAACCUUCUCAUCAGAGAUAUCGUGAUUGAUGAUGCAGGAACCUACGUUUGCGUUGCUGUAAACAAACACGGUAGGGAUGAAGUAUCCGCUCAGAUUCGUAUUACUGGACUCGUCCGUCCAGAUAUAGCAGAUAGUCCAGAUGUCUCCGCCAAUAUAGGCACUACAGUCUUGCUACCCUGUAACGCCAUCAUCGGUAACCCAGCUCCUAAGAUCUACUGGUAUAAAGAUGGUCAACCCAUCCGGCAAGGCAGUCACUUCCGAGUCCUAGACGGCGGCACUUUGAGGAUCGUCCCUCUGCUGCUCGAUGAUGCUGGAACCUACCGAUGUGUAGCUAGUAAUGUGGCUGGGAAUGACACGCUUUAUACUAGAGUCACAGUUGAUGUGCCACCCGUUAUCGAUGAAACCAACUCCAGUUACUCUGUCAUCUACCGUGACUCCGUGUCUCUCUACUGUCCGGCUACCGGUCAUCCUCGUCCGACGAUCAACUGGUUCAAGAACGGUUCCCCGAUCUCCCUCAAUGAGCUGAACCAAUACGUGACAGACCAAGGAACACUGGUCAUCCGAUUCGCUACAGAGGAUGAUGCCGGAACGUAUACAUGUAUGGUGUCUAACAAAGCAGGCACUGAUGAAAUUGAGAUAUCUCUUUAUGUCCUUGCUCCACCUACGAUUGACGACAGACUUAUCACCCCUACCCUAAACAUCACCCUCGGUGGUUCCAUCACCAUGGACUGUGACGCCCAAGGUCUACCUCCACCUACAAUCCACUGGGUUAAAGAUGGUCAACAGUUACGUAACAACGGUCCUAACUAUGUGGUCAGCUCAUCAGGAACACUGACCGUACAGCGAGUCAGUCUGGAGGAUGAGGGACGUUAUGUUUGUAUCGCCUCUAAUAUCGCUGGAAAUACAACCAAGACAAUCUACCUAAGUGUACAAGUGCGCCCCAGCAUUGAGCCGAGCAGUCCCAUUGAUCUAACGGUAUUAACGGGUGGUUCCAUUGAGUUGCCUUGUGAAGCGUUCGGUGUACCACAACCUGAGGUGGCCUGGCAGAAGGAUGGAGUGCAGCUUCGACAAACCUCUCAACUAAUGUUUUUGGACUCUGGAUCUCUUCAGGUGAACAGCGCCGAUCAGCUGGAUACAGGAACUUACAUCUGUGUAGCUAGAAAUGAUGCCGGUUCAGCCUCUAAGAUUAUCCGACUCAUUGUGUAUUUGGUUCCGAACGUAACCGAUUUCCAAGGCCAGUACACAGUCAACCUGACUCAAAGCGUGACCCUUCGUUGCCCCGCUACCGGCUACCCACCACCAACAGUCAACUGGACCAAAGAUGGGAUGUCCAUCUCAGAAACUGACUUGGAUUUAUCUAAGUAUGACAUCGAUGAGACGGCUGGCACCUUGAAGAUCUUUGAUACUCGAUACAUCGACUCUGGAACCUAUGAGUGUACUGUCAGUAACUUGGCUGGAGUCCAAGUCAAACAAAUUGUUCUGACCGUCAAUGUUCCACCGUCCUUGGAUGGUGAUGGUGAGGUUCGUGUCCUCCAAGUCACCCAAGACCAGUCCAUUUCCCUCGCCUGCGAGGUAUCAAGCUACCCACCACCAGAGUACACCUGGCGUAAGAAUGACCAAUCCCUCCCCUCUGACCUCCGAUCUUUGACCCGAGCUGAUGGAACCCUUGACCUCUUCUCCUUGAGACUGCUGGACAGUGGAACAUAUACCUGCAUUGCUAGUAAUGUUGCCGGCAGUACCAAUGUUGUCUACAGGUUGCAAGUCAUAACCCCUCCUUCCAUAGCACCAGGACCCACCGACAUCACCUCCGAGUCGGGACGUACAAUCCAACUCAGCUGUGAAGUAGAUGGCAUUCCAGCCCCUCAGGUGCAAUGGCAGAAGAACGGGGUACCCUUGAACGUUGAAGGCAACCCACGGAUCACUCAGCUUGUCUCUGGUUCCUUGAGGCUGGAUGACUUGGCGGUCGAGGAUAAAGGAGAGUUUGAAUGUUAUGUUUUCAACGCUGCUGGAUCUGCCUCAAGGAUUAUCAAACUUGACGUCAGAGUUCAACCCAAAAUCCUCGAGAGCCAGAAUGAAUACACGGUCAAGAUGAGGUAUCCGGUCACCCUCCUCUGCCCGGUGGUUGGUACCCCGCCCCCUGAGAUAUCGUGGCUCAAGAAUGGGCAACCGCUCGAUGACUUCCGCGUUUACCAAACACAAGAGGGCUCCCUCCGUAUCGCAUCUACGGUCAGAGAUGAUGACGCAAUCUUUACGUGUGUAGCUCAGAACAACGCUGGGAGAAGCUACAAGGACAUCCGGCUGAUUAUCAAUGUCCCACCGAUAGAUAUGACCGUGGGCCCGGAUGAUUACGAUGUCUUCUUAGAUUCUCGCGUCUCACUUCCCUGCGUUAUCGACAGCAUUCCUCCUCCUACAAUCGUCUGGAGGAAAGAUGGCACUGAUUUGUACAUCGAUAAUGAGAACUACAUCCAACAUGAUCAUUCCUUGGAGAUCCCAGCAGCUAAAGUAUCGGACUCUGGUGUUUAUGAAUGUGUGGCUAUGAAUAUAGCUGGUAAUACUACAAGAUCUAUGAUGGUUAAUGUAAUGGUUGCUCCACGAAUCGGAAAUGGACCAGACGUCAUCAAAGGCUUCAUUGGUGAUUCCAUCACCCUCCCCUGUGAAGCCGUCGGAAUCCCAACGCCGGUCCAUACCUGGGAGAAAUCCGGACGAAGAAUCGACUAUGAAAUCGGUCGCUUUACUCAGUUACAGUCAGGAUCGCUAGCUAUUAAUGGUGUAGCUGAGACGGACGCUGGUACCUAUCUCUGCUUGGUACAGAACAAUGCUGGUUCGGAUACCAGGGAAAUCACCGUUGUUGUUCAAGUUCCCCCAGUCAUCAUUCAAACCCAGCCAUUACGGCUUGAGCGGAGACUAAACAGUGAGGUUAAGAUAGACUGUAAAGCAUACGGCACACCAACUCCAGACAUCUACUGGUUUAAGGACGGUAAACGGAUCCAUCAGUACGAACAUGGCUACACCAUUCUGCUGAACGGGACUCUGAUCAUCUCUAAUCUUCGACCGGUUGACGAUGGGAAGUACGAGUGUUGGGCGAUGAGUGAGGUCGGAAACGAUACUAUGCAGGUCAAUCUGGAUACUCAGAUGAAACCUUAUAUCGAUGGAGAAAACAAUGUAUAUCAACCCAAGCAGAUCUCAGCCAGUCAAUCUGAUGAUGUGUUCCUUUAUUGUAAUGUAACGGUAGCCCACCCAGAAGCAACGAUACAAUGGUAUAGAGAUGGUAGCGUCAUUAGCAGCCGUGGUGAUAUGGGUGUACAGGUUCAGAAUGACGGGUCUCGGUUGAGUAUACCCAACAUCCGUGAUUCCAAUGCUGGUAUGUAUCAGUGUGUAGCAACAAACAACAUUGGGGGCAGCAGUAAACACUUUCACGUCAACGUCCACAUCCCACCCGUCCUGAACAAUCCUCGCUAUGAAGAGAUCAUAAUCCGAGCUGGUGAGUCUCUACAGAUCCCAUGCCAAUCCGACGGCUACCCAACUCCACGUAUCACUUGGCGCUUUGAAGACAACCCCGUCUCCAACCAGAAUCUACGGUAUAGGAUCUACCCCUAUGGAACGUUGGAGAUCCCCUACGCCUAUGUCUACGAUGAGGGACGGUAUAUAUGUGUGGCUAAGAAUGUCGCUGGGAAUGACACACGCAUCGUUGAUGUUAGGGUGAUGGUUCCUCCAACCAUCAACCAAGUCCAGACCUACUUGACUAGAAUCGAAGGCUCUUCAGUGAUCUUGCCGUGCGAGUCGGCCGGAGUACCUAAACCGACGGUAACAUGGGAGAAGGAUGGUGUGGAGGUCCUCCCUGCUGACGAUGAGAACAUUGAGCAAAUGGUGCAAGGGUCUUUAAGAUUGAGUAGCGUGGAUGGUGAAGACGCCGGAAUGUAUCGUUGUAUCGCUAAGAAUGAAGCAGGAGAUGCAUCCAUUACGAUGACUCUAAGAGUUCAUACUCCUCCAGUACCCGACCCAGACAUGCCAAAGAACAUCACCUCCUCGGCCUAUGGCGAUACCAUCAUCCCAUGUAAGAUGUCCGGUAACCCCAAACCACGUAUCCGUUGGUUUAAAAAUAACCUUGCCAUCUCGGUUAAUCGUGGUAAAUACCGCCAGCUUCCGGACGGAUCUCUACUAAUCCGUAGUGUCCAGGCCAUGGAUAGUGGACGCUAUAUGUGUGUUGGUGAUAACGGUGUAGGAGUCAAGUCAAACAGUGUGGAUCUAACUGUACCAAUCCCACCACGGAUCCCAGACUCCAAUACUCCAACAGUCUUCCCAAUCUCAGAGUUAAUGACCAUCGACCUUCAGUGCUUCAUCACCGAUGCUUACCCACCUCCCCUCAUCAUGUGGUUUAAGGGUCUAGAGCUACUGACGGGUAGCGAGGUUGGGAUUACUAUUGACAACGAUGUACUCCAUAUUGACGCUAUUAAAGUAGAAGACGCUGGAGAGUAUACGUGUUUUGCUUUCAAUAUGGCCGGAAAUGCAUCUAAGACGUGGGAAGUUGAUGUGCAGACUCACCCUAUCAUCAUCGGAGAUUCCAUCGUCCACGUCACAGCUGAGAAAGAUUCUGAAGUUUCACUCCCAUGCUCGGUAGAGGGCCAUCCCACCCCUUGGAUUACGUGGGAGAAAGAUGGAGAAUUCCUCCCAUCAAAUAUUCCAAGUCAGGAGCUCGAUGGCUUUCCAACUCUGGAGAUUCCUGACGUGAAGAAGAGUAAUAGUGGAGUGUAUAAAUGUCACGCUAAGAAUGCUGCUGGGAAUGUCACAAUCGUCUUCAUUCUAGAGGUCCAUGUUCCACCCAUCAUCAAAGAUGCUCUAGAUGAAACCAUCGCAGUCGGUCUCGGUCAAUCCAUCAUCAUCCAUUGCCGAGCCUCAGGUUUCCCGCCACCUCAGAUCUCCUGGCAGAAGGACUUCCGAGAUAUUCCUAAGAACAGUCUAGCCAUGAGGGUAAUGUCCGAUGGCUCGUUGGUCAUUAACAGCACUAGGGUUGGAGACAGUGGACAGUAUGCCUGCUUGGCUAAUAACGUUGCUGGCUUCCAGACGAGGCAGGUCACUCUGAAAGUACAAGAGCCCCCUCACAUUCUGAGGCCUCAACUGACAUCCGAGAUUCCCAAGUACGGCUCCAGGGUGCUCCUGAACUGCCAAGUCACCGGUAUCCCACCACCAGAGAUCAUGUGGUUGAAGGAUGGAGUACCAGUGAAUACCUACGAGACUCUAGUCUUUGAUAAUGGCACUCUAAUUCUGAAUAGCGUCCAAGGCAGUGAUAGCGGACGGUAUGAAUGUGUCGCUGUCAAUGAAGUUGGGAAUGUCAGUAUCUACAUUGAUGUUACUGUACAUGUCAAACCACAGAUCCAAGAUGCGGAUUCCAUAACCCUCAUCACCGUCCAACUCAACGAGCGCGUUGACAUGUUCUGUGAGAUCGUUAACUCAGUCCCUCCAGCCGAUAUCAUCUGGUACAAGAACGGAGAACAACUCCCUACCCAGGAUCCAAACUACUUCACCCAGUCGGCCAAUCAGGUGCUGACGUUUACUAGCAUUCAAACGAGCGACGUCGGCCGCUAUGAGUGUCGCGCUAAUAACAAAGCUGGGGAAACUAACAAGAUAUUCAACGUUGAGGUUCAAGUUCUACCAGUUAUUGACGGCAUUACCCCUGGGUCAGGUCAACUUAACCCCAUCCAGAUCACCCUGACCCAAGAGGACACCAUCGACCUACCCUGCCAUGCCAGCGGCAAUCCACAACCCACUAUCCGCUGGUUCAAAGAUGGUCAGUUGGUCACUCACAACACACCAGGAGUCAGUGUCCGUAGUCGAGGAACAAUACUCAGUAUAAGCAGAGCCAGUGUUAUUCACGCUGGUCAGUUUACCUGCCUAGCUACGAGUGAUAUCGGAAAUGCAACCAAAGUCUUUGUUAUUUCAGUCAAUGUUCCACCAGUCAUUGCUGAUUCCGAGCUUCAAAACCUGACUGUCAUCCAGAACCAUCGAGUCUUUUUGCAGUGCCCGACAGUUGCUAUACCGGUUGCCACCAUCCGAUGGUUUAAAGACAACGAGCUUAUACGUAGAUCUCAACAUCACAACUUGAUCCUACGAGAUAACAACAUGACGUUAGAAAUUCGAGAUGCGCAGUUGGGGAACAACGGUCAUUAUUAUUGUAUUGCAUCCAAUAUUAUUGGAGAGAGUAGAAAAUUCUUCAAUUUGGAAGUGCACAUGCCACCUCAGCCUCCAACCACUGGUCCAACCACAACCUCAGUCGAUGCUAGCGGCUCUGUCACCUUGAAUUGUGAAAGCAAUGGUUACCCGCCACCUACCAUCAGAUGGAUGAAGAAUGGAAUGUUUAUUUCACCAGCCAGUUCAAGGUAUGAGUUUGUUACUCCUGGAGUUCUUCGUAUCCCACAAGUCAGUGUUGCCGAUAUGGGAUACUAUGAAUGUUACGUUUCCAACAUCGCUGGAAACUACACACAAUCAUUCACACUGGAAGUCCUGGUCUCACCUACCAUUGAGCCAGUCCCUGACAAGAUAGCUGUCCAUCUCGGCCGUCCAGUCCGCAUCCCAUGUUCAGCCAUCGGUCAUCCUCGUCCAACCAUUACAUGGCAGAAGAAUAACCAGAUCCUAACCCCCCAGAUGGGAUACACCUUCUUAGAGAAUGGAAUGUUGAUGAUUAACAGUACCCAGCUCUCACACGCUGGCCGCUAUAUCUGCAUUGCUCAGAGCCGCGCUGGGAGUGAUGUACUCAGAGUGGAGCUAUCGGUUGAAGUGACGCCAACCAUCAGUGGCCCCACCUUCCUGAAGUAUUCAGUUACAGAGGAAGAACAAGUAACGUUAGAAUGUGACGCAACUGGUAUCCCGCCUCCCAUGGUUCGCUGGCUCCAUAACAACCAAGAUAUCACCGGUAACAGCUUCCAUCAUAACAUCCUACCCAGUGGGUCGCUGCAGAUACCGGUAGUACGUCGGGAAGACCAGGGACUAUACGUGUGUUUCGCUAAAAAUGGGGGUGGUAUUGCUCAAGUUCAACGCUUACUAGAAGUCCAAGUUCCUCCUACAAUCGAUCGAGGCCAACCCAACGACAUCGCAGUCAGGAUUGGUAGUCGUGCUCGUCUGACCUGUACUGUCAACUCUUACCCACCAGCUACUAUAACAUGGAGUAAAGAUGGAGAAGCAAUCAAUCCGGCUAAUGGAAUGGCCGUCCAGACAGAUGGAUCUCUGGUUAUUGAUCAAGUACAGGAGAGUGAUAGUGGUAGCUAUGUAUGCACUGCCAUUAAUGUCGUCGGACAUCUUACUCGAGAAGUCGUGCUCACCAUACACGUUGGUCCUCGCUUUGUACGCAUCCCCAAUGACAUUGAGCUUGGAUCCACAGAUAGACUUGAACUAGUCUGUGAUGUUCAGGGCUACCCGUCACCAACAAUCACGUGGUAUAUCAACGACACAGAGACUAUCAGUCCUCCAACCAUCAAUGGUCGAAGUACCUACGUUCUUGAGAACAUCAGUAAACGAGAUGAGGGUACUUACAAAUGCUCGGCAACCAAUCUGCUUGGUACCCGCUCAGCUACUGCUACAGUCACAGUCAGAGUUCCACCUAAGGUGAUUGUAGGUCCAACAGACCAAAUUGUUCGUAUGAGUGAGAUCACCGUCUUAGACUGCGCAUCGGCCGGUGACCCUACUCCAGAGGUCGUAUGGCUCAAGGGAAAUACAGUCAUUAGUUAUGAUAAUCGCGUACGCAAAGCUCGCAACGGCUCCCUCAUCAUCUACCGGACAGAGGUUAAAGAUGCAGGACGUUACAUCUGCCGUACUUUUAACCGAUAUGGAAGUGACAGUAAAGCAGCCCUCAUCAAAGUCCAGCGUGAACCAACUUUCCUGGUGGAACCAAUGGAUACGAUAGCAGACCAGGGUGAUACAGUCAAACUGGAUUGCCUAGUAGAGGGUGAACCAGCACCAACGGUCACUUGGCUCAAAUCGGGCUACCCAAUACAGACCGGUCAAGGCAUUACAAUCCUAGCCAAUAAGACCUUGGUUAUUAUGGUCGCUAAACAAGCAGAUAGCGGGUCUUAUGUCUGUAAGGCGACCAAUCAAAUGGGACCCCAAGCCGUUUCUGUUUAUGUGACGAUCAGAGUGCAUGGACAAUAUUCCGAAUGGUCUGCAUGGGGUGAGUGUAGCAAAACUUGCGGCAACGAGGGUGCAUAUCAGAGAAGAACUCGUAAAUGCGACAAUCCCGCCCCUGCCAAUAACGGUCGACAGUGUUCAGGCUCGUCUACUGAUAACAGGGCGUGUACACCCCCAAUGUGCCCUAUCAAUGGAGGAUGGAGUAGUUGGCAACCGUGGGAAGAUUGCUCAGUCACAUGCGGUAGCGGAACAAGAAAUAGAAUACGCUACUGUGAUAAUCCACCCCCACAGUAUAAUGGAAGAAGCUGUGAGGGAGCAUCCAAUCAGCAGGCUGAGUGUACCAUGAGAUCUUGUCCAGUUGAUGGUAACUUUGGACUGUGGACCGAUUGGCAACCAUGCAGUACAACAUGUGGUUCUGGUGAACAGAUAAGAACAAGACAAUGCGAUAACCCACCGCCUCAGAACUUUGGCAGAGAUUGUCUCGGACCAUCUCAUCAUAAGAUAAUGUGCUCUGAGAGGGACUGCCCAGUCGAUGGUAGAUGGGAUUCGUGGAGUCCAUGGACAAUUUGCACACGUUCUUGCGAUAGCGGAGUUCGAACCCGAUCCCGGGUUUGUAGGCCACCACAAAAUAAUGGACGAGACUGCAUUGGAAAUAACAUUGAGCAAGACAUCUGCCAUGUGGAAAGAUGUCCAAUCAAUGGUAUUUGGUCCCCAUGGGAAGCCUGGACCAGCUGUAGUGCAUCAUGUGACGGUGGACGGCAGCGUCGUCUGAGGUACUGCAACAGUCCUGCUCCUCAGAACAACGGAAGAUACUGCUCUGGAAAGUCUGGAGAAGUCAGGACUUGCAACCAGCAGGAGUGCAGAAAGAAUGGAAACUGGAGUCCCUGGUCCUCGUGGAGUGCGUGCUCGCAAACUUGCGGGGAUAGUCGUAGUAUAAGAGAGCGUGUUUGUAACAAUCCAGCACCUACUAUUAAUGGGCUACCUUGUGUAGGACCCAACUCACAGGUCCGGAAGUGUAAUGUACCAUCAUGUAUAGGAGGACCAAUUCAAGCUGUAGCCAGAGUAGUUGGUAACGUCAACGGAGAAGAAUUUGGACCAACAAUGCUUAUUGCAAACAUCUCAUCAGAUCAAAGAGGGUAUAGUCUGGUGACUGCUCAGAUGUAUAACAUACCAUCUACUGUAGGUUACGCUCUACGUCAACUUCUCUCCAUAAUUUCUCCGAUCUACUGGACCAGCGCCUACGAAAUCGGCGACGCAGUCAACGGGCAUACACUCACUGAGGGCAACUUCGAGAGAGACACUCAAGUUAGCUUUGGAUCAGGCGAGACUCUCUCCAUCAAGCAGAUUGUGAAUGGCGUCGAUGCCGAUGGACUUCUCAAACUCACCAUCUCAGUCAGUGGUGACGUCCCAGAGAUCUAUGCCAAUGAUAGAAUCACCUUCAUGCCCUACGAUGAGAACUACGUCCAGACCGGACCAGGAGAGAUUUACGCCUUCUCCUUCCGUACCUACACUAUCAAUGGAAUGGCUAUCCCCUAUGCAUGGAGACAUACUAUCAAGUAUGACCCAUCGGCGGAUGCCAUGCCAUUCUUGGUGGAGACUUUGAAAUCGAGAAUGGUUCGCGUCGAUUAUAAUCCUUCGGAGCAGUUGAUGGAGUAUGGUGUGCGAGUCUCAAUUGAAGAAGGUUCGCCAAGUAACCAAUGUCCAACUGGGUUCUACUUUGAUCAGAUUGGUCCAUAUUGCAGAGAUGAGAAUGAAUGUUCAAGAAGAGAGACUUGCCUCCAUGGAUGUGAGAACACCCCUGGUAGUUUCUACUGUACCUGCUGGAAUGGCUAUAAGUUAGAUGGAGAUCUUCGCUCAUGUAGCGACAUCAAUGAAUGUGACACCGUACCUAGUGUAUGUGGUGAAAACGAAGACUGUAGGAAUAUAGCAGGAUCUCAUAUGUGUCUUCAACGCUGUGGUGUAGGAUACAAACGAUCCUAUUCAGGAAAUGCUUGCAGUGAUAUCAACGAAUGUGUGGAGACAGUGGGACGUUGUGCUCAUCAAUGUGAGAAUACACUAGGCAGCUACCGAUGUAACUGCAACCGUGGUUAUGAGCCAGACGGACGUGCCUGCGUUGAUAUUAAUGAGUGUAUCCGUCCGAACGUUUGUCAAGAUGACCAAGAAUGUAAGAAUACUCGGGGAAGCUUUACUUGUACCACCAUCUGCACCUCUGGAUUUGAACGAGCUUCAAACGGAUCAUGUGUCGACGUCAACGAAUGCUCCAGUCUGAGUUUAAACCGCUGUUCUAGAAUGCAGACGUGCCGUAAUACCUUGGGAAGUUAUUCUUGUGUUUGCCCACGUGGAUUCAUCAAGAGCUCUCGACAAGUAAAUAUAUGCGAAGAUGUAAAUGAAUGCAAGGAGAAUCCAUGCAGUUACCAGUGCCGCAACACCCAGGGAUCUUAUCAGUGUAUCUGUCGUGAAGGAAUGCUACGUCUCACCGAUCGUAGAACCUGUGUAGGAAAUCCUACUUAUCCAAAUGAGGCUCUGACCAGUCCAGACUCAUGCCCAGAUGGACAUAUUAGAAUCAACAAUAUCUGUGCUGGACUUUGCGAGAGUGGUGAUGAAACCUACGUAUGUUCCUGCCCAGAUGGAUAUCAAAUUGAUGAACAAAAUUGUCUUGAUGUGAAUGAGUGUCGAAUGGAGCAUGCUUUCUGUCAGGGACUUUGUGAGAAUACUCUGGGUAGUUACCUCUGUUCAUGUCCUGAAGGUUACAGCUUGGGAAGUGAUCAAAGAAGCUGUGUUGAUAUCAAUGAAUGCCUACAGAACCGAUGUAGUCGGGACAGAAUGUGUUUCAAUACAAGAGGCAGUUAUGAAUGUGUUUAUGUCCCAUGCCCAACAUUCUAUCGUAGAACGGAAUUAGUAGUUGAAGAAGGAGUGAGUUUCAGUUGUAUCAAAGAGUGUCCCGAGACGGGUCAACCUGGAUGUUAUAACCUAGCUGAUGCGAUACGAUACCGAACCCACGCAUUGGCUAAGGACACACGCUCAGGCUGGCCUACAAGAGACCUCUUCAUCAUGAGAGUACUGAAACAGGAUGGAACCUAUGAAAAUAAUGUUCACUUCAGAAUCGUGGAUCAACCAGCCUCUAAAAAGUACUGCCAGUGCAUCAUGCCUUUCCGAGUCAAUCGUGAAGGAACCACAACUUACGUAUCAACGACGUCUACACUGGAUAAACCCAAGCAGUACAGGCUAACGGUUCAAGCCAACAUCUAUGAUGAUAAUAACAUCUACAAGUACUCAACCAAAGACAUCAUUUUCAUUUCAGUCUCUGCUUACAACUACUAAACUCAAUCGAUGGUUAUCGUUCGGUAGUAUAUGUAUAUGUCUACCUUAAGUGUCUUCCUUUAUGUCAUGAAAUCCUUAUAUAUAUACAAAAUUGUAUAUAGUUAUAUAUGCUAUUAAUGUUUGGGUCUAGGUGACUUUACUAGUAGAUUGUUAUUUAAGUAGAUUUUCUCGUGGAAACAUUUUUAGAAUUCCAUAACGGCUGUAUCAACUUAGUUUAUGAGUAUCAUCGAUACGAAGCUACAAAGAUAGAACAUGAACAACCAUUCUUUGAAAAUAGACACCAUAGUUUGAUAUGAUGUGAAGAGAAGAGAGUAUGUCAACUGUAAAUGUGUAGCCCAUUAUGGUAGAUUUUCAUCUAUGAAGACGCUCAAAUUAUUUAAUAAAUAUAAAUAUUUCACGUUGUUGCAGCUUGUAUAAGUAACUGAGAGGCUGCCUGCAUCUAUUUUUCCAUACUUUUUAAAUUCUAAGGCCUUGCCAUAUUUUUAAGGAGAUUUUGUUUAUAUCGGGAAGUAGUUCAAGAGAAGUGUUUAAGAAUAAACGUUUUUAACCUCUGUGAAAACUCCAUACCUAACAAUUUUAUUUCGUAAAAUCCGACUUCUUUUAAAAAGUCUUCCGAAUAAUAUGCCAAAAUGUAAACUAUUUUUUGAAAUUAACAUAAGUGGGGAAACUCCAUACCUAACAAAUUUCUCUGUAAAAUCUUCAUUGGACUGACUUCUUGAAGUCCUACGAAUAAUAUGCCAAAAUUUAAACUAUAAGUGGUAGAGUAUUAUUUUAUAUUUAUGAGUCAGUUGUCAUGCUUAUACAUGUAUUUUUUAUAUUUUGUGCAGAUUUGUAGCGUAUUUGAAAACAAGGAUAACACCUUCAAUUUCUCCAAAUUUUUACACUUUAUUUUUAUUUUACAGAUUUCCUUUAACCAGUGAUUUAUUCAAAACCUGUUUGAGUAGACCAGACAUAGGUCUUGCUGUGUUCUACGAAUGAUUCAUGUCAUUUAAGCGAAAGUUACAAAGGGGUAAGCCUUGCUGUUCAUUCCUUUUAAUGUUUCAAGACAUUUUAGCCAAAUGUGCAAGGGAUAAGCCGUGUUGUUUAUUCCGUUUGAAGUUGCAUCAAAUUUUAUCAAAAAUAAGAAAGGGUAAAAUUUGCUGCUCAUUUCCUUUGACAUCUCAUUUAAUUCUAACAAAAUAACAAAGGGUAAGAUUUGCUGUUCAUUCCUUUUGAUGUGUCAUGUAAAUUGAGCCAAAAUUACAAGGGUAAACCUUGGUGUUCGUUCCAUUUAACGAUUUUAAGUUAUUUUACCUAAACUAAGGAGUAAGCCUUGCUGUUCUUUAGAAGUUGCAUUAAAUUUUAGCCAAAUUAACAAAAA